Molecule: messenger RNA, 1601 nt
Organism: Cavia porcellus (domestic guinea pig)
Lineage: Eukaryota; Metazoa; Chordata; Mammalia; Rodentia; Caviidae
Product: melanoma-associated antigen B16-like
Exons: 3
Coding region: 179-1201 (340 amino acids)
Biological process (GO): negative regulation of transcription by RNA polymerase II
Cellular component (GO): nucleus
Source: RefSeq, a predicted model, not a curated record
AGGUAGAGUGCCUCUAGAUUUUUGAAGAGCCAUAAAAAAGAGAAGAGACAGCUUCAGUCUGAGAGAGCAUGACCAGAUCAUCAGGUUGAAUUCCUAGGUGCUUCAGGGAUUAAAGGUAGUGACUCUUGCCUGCCCACUGUUGUCAGCUUUCAUUCCUCUGCAGUUCACUCAUAUCAUUAUGUCUCAGUAUCAGGCAAAUCGAGAAUGCCUAGAGGACAAAGACCUUCAGAAAUGCAGUGAGCCUCAAUGCCUAGAGCUUGCCCAGGUCUUCAAAGAUGAGGAGAAGAAAUUUCUCUCCUCCUCCAAUCGUCUUGUGCCUGGCACCCUGGAGGAGGCUCCUGUGGCUGAGACACCCAGUACUUCCAAGGGUCUUCAGCAUUAUUGUCUUUCUUCAAGCAAUUCUGAGCAGGGUGCCAGUAGCCAAGAAAAUGAGCAGAUCUCAUGCACCAAACAGGCUGCAGUGGUCCCUGGGAAUGUGCCUCAUAAUGAUGUGAAUGAGAAAGUGGCUGUACUAGUGAAUUUCAUGCUGCUCAAGUAUCAAAUGAAAGAGCUAGUAUGGAAAGCAGAUAUGUUGGAGAUUGUCAUGCAAGACAAUGAGGUACACUUCCCAAAGAUUCUACUGCAGGCCUGCCAGACCAUGGGGAUGGUGUUUGGCUUAGAUGUGAAGUUACUGGAUUCCUUGAACCACUGCUAUGGGAUCUUCAUCAAGCUUGGCCUCACCUAUGAUGGGAUGGGGAGUGAUGAAGGCAGCGUGCCCAAGACUGGCCUCUUGAUACUUCUCCUGGGUGUGAUCUUCACAAAGGGCUCCUGUGUCCCGGAAGAGGAGGUCUGGAAAGCACUGAAGCUGACAGGGUUGUAUCCUGGGAAGAAACACAUUCUGUUUGGGGACCCCAGGGAAAUCAUCACCAAAGAAUUUGUGAAGGAAAAGUAUGUGGAGUACCGGCUGGUAGCCAACAGUGAUCCUCCUCAGUAUGAAUUCCUGUGGGGCCCAAGAGCCUAUGCUGAAACCAGCAAGAAGAAAGUCCUGAAGUUUAUGGCCAAUAUUCUGGGAACUGACCCGUGUCAUUUGCCGGAUCAGUAUGUAGAGGCUGUGCUGGAGAAAGUAGAGAAAGCACUCACCAGUAUUUCCUUGUGGGCUGCCUCCAGGUUCAGGUCCAUUGUAAGGUACUCUGCUAUGGGCAGUAGUUUCUCCCAUCCCUAGUCACAGGAGACAUGGGUUGUCACUGUUCCAAGAGUAGCUAGUUUAUACCAAGUGCAGGCUAGUACUGAAAGAAUGUAGGUGCUGGUAGUGGGAUGAGUCUGACAGGAAAACAGAAUAUAUCAUUCACAUGUAGUUUUUAAUGCAUAAUCUCACAAUUUAUUGAUUUAUUUUCUGAAAGUUGUAGUUUUCAACAAAACUUAUUUCAUUUAAAAUCGAUUUAGUUGGAAUAUCUUUAAUAUCCAAAUCAUAUUAUUCACACAUAAUGUCAUUUAUGAGGUUAAUUAAUAUCAUCAUUUCUAUAUGAUAAAAAAUUUUAAAAGAAUUGAUUUUGUGUUGUCAUGUGGAAUAAAAAAAAUUGAAUUUACAUAGACAUGUCUGUGAAAAUAUGAAAGAACUCACU